CAAUCCUCGCGAUCGCUAUGUGCGCGCCAUCAUUUUGUGGAAGUAUGGAGUAAAGAGAUCGGGUUUCUCCAAGCCUCGUUAUUUUGGGAGCAUCUACGCUCAGUAUCGUCACUGGUUACUAUGUAGCAACAAUCAUCAUUGGUGAUAUAUCUAUUUCGUUAAAAAAUAAAACCCUGGAGACCCAUAUACAAGCAGACGACACACAAUUUUGACAACGGAACCAGUUGGGACGGUGACUUGUGUUCCCCCAAGGAUUUUGGAAUGGUGACAUUUAACUGUCCCGGCCAUGGGAAAAAGGAAUAGUAAACUGAAACAAGAAGAGGUAGUGGAACUGAGGAAGCGAACUUAUUUUACCGAAGAGGAAAUUCAACAAUGGUACAAAGGAUUCAUGAAGGACUGUCCAGAUGGCAAACUGACAUUAGAUGGUUUCACAAAAAUUUACAAGCAGUUUUUUCCCUUCGGUGAUCCAAGUAAAUUUGCCUCCUUUGUGUUUAACGUCUUUGAUGAAAAUCGGGAUGGAUUUAUAGAAUUCCAGGAGUUUCUCCAAGCAUUGUCCGUGACUUCAAGAGGGAGUGUGCAAGAAAAAUUACAAUGGGCUUUUAAGCUGUAUGAUCUUGACAGUGAUGGAUUCAUCACACGAGACGAGUUACUGGACAUUGUGGAUGCAAUAUAUAAAAUGGUGGGAAAUUCUGUCAAACUUCCAGAAGAAGAAAACACGCCAGAAAAACGAGUCAAUAAAAUAUUUGAAAUCAUGGAUAAGAACAAAGAUGACAAACUUUCGUUUGAUGAGUUCCUAGAUGGGUCUAAGAAGGACCCUACCAUUAUACAAGCACUGACAUUGUAUGACACAACCAGUCAACAACCAGGAUAAUAGAACUGAGAGGAGUUAAGGAUGUUUAUUUUUAUGUUGCUAUGACAUCACCUUGGAGACCAAAAUGAUUGACAUAUAUACCGCCUUUGACAAUAACCUGCCAUGCCUGUGUUAAGAAUAUUUCUUUUUUUGAAAAGUUGUGAUAUUUUUAUUUGUGUUUCCUGUUUUAUUUAUUUCAUCUGACUUAGUGUGAAAUACUCUUGACUAAUUCUUGUUAUUGAUUUUUAUUGAGGAUGUUUCAGUGUGUAAAUGGUUGCUAGUCUGAUCAUUUAAGUUGUAUGCUAUCUGUGACCUUGAUUUUAUUAAUUUUCAAAAGAGUUUCAGAAAUGAAAAGCAAUAAUCAGUAGAUUUGAAAAGUCUAAAUAUAUCAAUGUUUUUCCAUUAAUGUUAUUGGAAGGAGUUAUGCAGCAUAGCUUUGCAGUCUACUGGUCCAUGCAUUACCUAGUAUAUCAUUUAAAUUGUUGCAACCUAAUUUGUACAUAGUUAUGGCCCUUUGUUCAGUAUAUAUGACUUUUUCUGUUAGGGGCAUACCUCAUACAUGUAAUCUAUACACCAAUAACAGUUUUUCAGGAGCCCUGGAAUAGUAGCGUGUCUUAUGUCUCCUUUGAUACAGAGUUAGGAUGUGUACUGGCAAGGUUCUUGUAUACCCUUGCCACAGGAUAUCUCAAGUUAUUAAGAUAAGUACAGUUUUGAAUGAAGGAAUGUUGUGUGCUGAAGUUAGACUCUAGACCCUAUAACAUGUAGAGUUAUAUACCUUUGUACAAGUGACCAAGGGUAGAAAACUAUGGAUUGCUUUUCAAAACUUAAUUGUUCUGUAUUAGUUAGAUAAUGCUCCAUUUGCAAUAGUGGGGAGGAUCCAUGAAUUUUGAGUUUGAAAAAAAAAAUUUGAGGAGGAGGAGGGGGGAGGGGACUUUUCCCACAGCCUCCUAAAAGCAUGCUUAAUUGAAAAGAACAACCCAACCUACAGCAUCCAAUGGAUCAACCACUGAAUUAAAGAAUAACAAAAAAAAAAGGAAUAGGAUUAUAGAUCAGUAUGUAACAUAACAAAUAAUUCUAAAUCAAAUCUUACAUUUAAUGUUUCCAUAUCUAAGUUUAAAUGUAUUCAUAAAUUUGCAAUAACCCUCAAACUGUAACAUAAAUCUCAGGUAUAACCAGAACAUAAGUUAAUACACACUUUUGAAUUGCAUUUUUUGGUUGAUACUUAAAUUUGUAAUGGAAAAGUUCCUUUUUUUACCUUUGUAUACCAAUGAUGAAUUCAAAAUACAUUACAUGAAGUUGCUUAAAAUAUAAAAGUGAACAUAAAUUUGUAUCUGCUCAAAUUUAAUGCAAGUUAGAGAUAAGUUUGUGUCAGGUAGCAUAUAACCUUAACUCUAACACUAAGUACAGUUACAUUGUGAAAGGUGCCAUCUCUCCUUAACAUAAAUUAUAAUUCAUUAGCUUAAUGUAUAAGCAUGAAUCAUCAACUACAAGUAAAAAUCUCAGGUUUAAUGUGUAAGUUAGUAUAUUUCUUUUCUUUAUCAGUGUCACAGAGCAUAUAGAAUGUGAAAGGUAGGAUGCCUCCUUAACUGGUACUCAAAAUCAUAGGUCAAAUUACUUAAAAACAUAAGUUGUGAAACUAUUUUAUAAUCAUUUUUGCCUAUGUCCUAUUAAAAGCUGAUAAAUUUCACUCAAAUUUUGGUGGUUUUUUUUCUUGUUUUUUUGUUUUUUGUAACCUUUUUUCUUUUAAAGGACAGUUAUUAUUCAAUAUAGGGUGGAAAAUAAGUAUCUGGAAAUUACAAAGUGAUGAAAGAUGUGCAGCAACAAAACACAACAAUGGGCAACAGUAACAAUUUUCAAAUAAAGAAAGUUUUUCAAAGCAGAUGUUUUCUGAAGAAAAUUUCAUGAAAAAAAGUUCUGUAAUGCUGUCUAUUAUCAUGGUAAACUUCAUGGUAUCAUAACCAUUAUCAGCAUUGUGAGAUACUCCUUAUGUUUUUUCUUUGCUGGCAUUGAUUAUAGAGCAUGUUAUUCAGGAACAAGUGUGAUUCUUCAUACAACUUGCCUACUAUAUAUAUUAUAUAAAAAAUUUUUUGUUGUUUUGGUGUCAUUUUUGGUUACAGGUACAGUCUUAUCCUGAAAAUAUCCACACACUCACAACCCCAACAACAUAUUCAUAUACAGGCUGUUAGACAUGAUAUUGUAAAUGAUAAAUUUCAAUUUUCAGACAAUUUUAUUGACAAAUAAAUACAUAUUAGACAAAGGGAGGGACAUGAGGCAGAGCCUAUUAAGUCCUCUCCAGUUGUAUAUGAUUUAUGACAUUACAAGUAGUUGCUAUUUGUCAUCAUAUAUACGCAAUUACUUUUUGCAAUUUGGUUCUUUCUUCAAAAUUGUUUUUUUAAAAGGCAUUGUCAUUUGUACCAUUCUUAGCUUUCACUAAUUAAACAUACAGGGUAGUGUAAAUUGUGAUAUUUUAUACUUGUAGGUUAUUAAUUGAAUCAUAAUCUUUGUUUUAUAUUAAAAAGAAGUCUUUCUUGUAAAUAAUAGCUCCUUUUUAUGUUGCUGAGAAGUCAAAAGAUAAGUUUUUUAACAUUUCAUUCAGUAUGAUAGGUACCUGUUUGGUACCAGUUAGAAUGUGCCCAGUGUUUUGUAUUUAUCAUGGAUGUAUACAAUCAUUACUAUACAGAUUCAAUCUUUUUAAUCAAACUUUUGCCAUUUAUACUUUAUCCAUGUCCUAAGUCAAUUAACUUUUUUACAACAUCAUUUUUACAUUUUUUCAUGUCAGCAUUUUAAAAAGGAAUACUCCCCUUUUCUGUUUAUGUAUUACCUGUAUAUGUUCUCAAUAAGAUAUCCGAAAAAACUGCAUGUUUUCUCCCAUUAGUCGUAUUGACAAGAAACGUUACAUAUAAUUACAUAUAAUUAACUAUAAAUGUGGUCUAUUUUCAUUUCGUUUUUUCUGGUAUUUUUCUUAAUUCCUUGUUAUCUGUGCAAAGUGUUAAUUUUAAUUUUGUUGAUAUGGAUUAGACAAUUAUUUAAUUAUUCAAUUUGCCUCAAAUUAGUGAGCGAUGGAAAUGGGUUGAUUAUUAUAAAUAUAUUGGUUUGUAAGCAAUAUUGAUUUAUAAGAUAUAUAUACCACUUGCUGUUAUUAACAUCAUAAUCAUACAUUUAAGAACAUGUUGUAGACUCAUACCUUGAGUAGGACUGGACUGUUCACAAUCUGAUACUGUACAAUGUGGGUUUAUGUUUGACAUUGAAAUUGAUGUGUAAACUAAGUGAUAAUUAUGCAAGUCGUCCUGUAAAUAUAUUUACAUAUGUACAGGAAGGAAAUCGUGUAAUGUAAUUAUUUAAUGAAGCAUUGUUUGAUUAUGAUUUUUUAACUGUAAUGUGUCCUCAAUGAUUAUCUCCCCUUGAUGUGUGAUCUCCACAAAAACAGCCCAAACCUGAAGUACUCAUAUUGGACCUCUAACUGAUGUCACAGGGUGACUUCUUUAGAAAAACAUUGUGUCAAAGUAAUUAUAAGCAGCAAUUUCAUACAGUUUCAAUGUAGACUGAAUUUGAGUCAAAGUAUUUAAAAGAAGCCAUUUGAAUUCCAUAUAUUAUCAAUAAUUUCUGCUCUAGAAGUGUGUAACAUCUCUCCUAUACCUCAGUCUGUGUGUGCUAAAUGGGAGUUGUGUAGGAUUAUCAAAAGGAAACAACUAUGUCUAAAACUGUAGACAUGAACGUUAGAUGGGGAUGCAGUUACUCGACCAGUAAUUAUUAUCUAAAACAUUUUUUGAGAUACCACCCGAUUAAAGUAUAAAUAUGUAUCUAAUUCAGAUAGAAAAGCUAGAAAGUUAUAAAGAUAUCUUUGACAUUGACAGAUAAAGUUCCUAUUAUUUCUCCGACAGAAUAUUUGGACAGUGCUAACCAUUCAUGUCAUUUGUGAACUCAAAAUGCACCUGUGACUUUGGUGAAGAGGACUUAGUAGGGUAUUUCAUCCCAUUACUUUGACCAAUAGAAAUUGUGGAUAUACUGUAUCUAUAGGAACAGCCUGUGAGAAUGACCAAUCGUAACUGUUCCAAGGAGAGUUAAAUUAUAAAGGGAGAUAAUGAGAUGAAGGAAAGGAGAUGACAAUCACUGGAAUAAGUUAAAUAAAUUAUUUAAAAACUGGAAA
This is a messenger RNA of Ylistrum balloti, 4997 nucleotides long. RefSeq names its product neuronal calcium sensor 1-like. NCBI's taxonomy places the organism in Eukaryota, Metazoa, Mollusca, Bivalvia, Pectinida, Pectinidae. Gene Ontology annotation, molecular function: calcium ion binding; calcium sensitive guanylate cyclase activator activity. The record is from RefSeq and is a predicted model, not a curated record. The transcript is spliced from 8 exons. Bases 287 to 871 code for a protein of 194 amino acids.